Messenger RNA from Medicago truncatula (barrel medic), 804 nucleotides. Its product is annotated as AT-hook motif nuclear-localized protein 8. The coding region runs from base 1 to 804 and encodes 267 amino acids. The record is from RefSeq and is a predicted model, not a curated record. Gene Ontology annotation, molecular function: minor groove of adenine-thymine-rich DNA binding. The transcript is spliced from 4 exons. Lineage: Eukaryota; Viridiplantae; Streptophyta; Magnoliopsida; Fabales; Fabaceae.
AUGUCAAGAUCUGAAUUAAGGAAUGAUGACCAGCAACAACCGCUACCAGAACAUCCAACCAUAACCCCUGCGAGUAUCGAUAAGGACGAACCACCGGUGGUCGAUAUGCCAUUUUCUCCAGCCCCUUCCUUCGAGGACCAACAACAGCCACUGCCACAACAACCAACCAUCAAUGUUACCACCAUCAAUAGUGGUGAAUCACAUGUAGCAACGAUGUUGACCAUUGUGCCAUCUUCUUCAGCCCUUCCCUUAUCUUCUAUCUCAACUGGUGCCUCCAAAAAGCGUAGAGGCAGACCUCUUGGUUCUCGCAAUGAAAUCCAGUCUAAAAAAAGGGCUUCUGGAUCUGUGAGACUUGCUAAUGCCCACAUUAUGAUGGUGAAUGUGCAAGAGGGAAGAUUUGAGAUCAUAUCACUUGGUGGGUCUUUGCUUCCUGAUAAAAAAGAAAGCCAUUGCAAAGUAUUUGAGGGCUUAAAUGUGAGUUUGUCAUUAGAUGGUAAUGUAUUUGGUGGUAGACUUGUUAAAAUUUUGAUUGCUGCUUCCCCUGUUCAGAUAGUAUUGGGGAGUUACCCUGUAGGAAGUCAAGAGGAAGUCGACUAUGAUCCAAAAGAGCCUCCUAAAGAAGACCCAAGUCCACCAUCAGCUGAGAGUCAAGAGAAAGUUGAGUCUGACCCAAGUCCACCAUCAACUGAGAGUCAAGAGAAAACCGAGUCUCACCUAAAAGAUCCUUCUAAAGAAGACCCAAAUCCAUCAUCAGAGGGUACUCUUAGCAAUUCAUCUUCCGAUGGGGUUAAUAUCCUAGUUUAA